Molecule: messenger RNA, 2834 nt
Organism: Labeo rohita (rohu)
Lineage: Eukaryota; Metazoa; Chordata; Actinopteri; Cypriniformes; Cyprinidae
Gene: mafk
Product: v-maf avian musculoaponeurotic fibrosarcoma oncogene homolog K
Exons: 3
Coding region: 203-676 (157 amino acids)
Biological process (GO): regulation of transcription by RNA polymerase II
Cellular component (GO): nucleus
Molecular function (GO): RNA polymerase II cis-regulatory region sequence-specific DNA binding; DNA-binding transcription factor activity, RNA polymerase II-specific
Source: RefSeq, a predicted model, not a curated record
CGGAAGCACAGAGUGGAAUGUUGAUACAUUGUUGUUGUUUUGUAGUUAAUUUAGUUCAGGGAAACAUUUCGCUUCGGUUGCAGGACGCGAGACAAGGCUCGACCUGUUGAUUCCAGGACACUUCUCAGAGAUUCUGCGCAUCCCCGACAGAGAUUCCGCGUUCACAAGACAGAUUUUUGAGGAGUUCUGACUAGCUGCUUGUAUGCAGGGCAUGACGACUCAUUUUAAAGCGGGCAAAGCUUUAAAGGUCAAGAAGGAGGUGGGUGAGAAUGCCCCGGCGCUCAGCGAUGACGAGCUGGUGGCCAUGUCGGUGCGGGAGCUCAACCAGCACCUGCGCGGGUUGACGAAGGAAGACGUGGUCCGGCUGAAGCAGCGUCGACGCACGCUAAAAAACCGCGGCUACGCUGCCAGUUGCCGCAUCAAACGCGUCACGCAGAAAGAAGAGCUUGAACGGCAAAAAACGGAGCUGCAACAAGAAGUGGACAAACUGGCUCGUGAAAACGCCAGUAUGCGACUGGAGCUGGACGCGCUUCGUGCUAAGUAUGAGGCCCUGCAGUGCUUCGCCCGGACUGUCACCCGCGGGCCUCCCGGGAAGGUGGCAACCACCAGUGUCAUCACUAUUGUCAAGUCCGCCAAUCACAGCCCCAGCUCCGCCCCGUUUUCGGCACCCUCGUAGUGCUGAAUGACAGUGCCUGCCCAGCUCCUUCUGGUCCAAUCCGGCUCUGAACCUAGACUGGCCCACGGGCCGCCGCUCAACCCACACUGAGAGAAAACUCAGUGGUCAGACUGAGGGGAGGGUGGAGGCCUUAAUCUGCGUGACUACAACAGGCUGCAUCUAUUGUUUUUUAUUUUUUUUUGUUUUGUAAAUUUCUCUCUUUUACACACUCACAAAAACACAUGCAUACGAGAACACAUCUAUAUUGUCUGUGCACUGUGCUAUAACCUCCGGCACCGGCAGGGCACAUUGACCGCUCUUUCAACUUCAUCACAGGCUGAGACUUAGCAGAGAUGAGCACUUGUUAAAGUGUGAGAUAGUACUUGACCUAACCUGCCAUUGGAGCACUGGUUUGACAGCUAUGAUGCCCGUGACAUAUUGCAUAAUUAUCAUUAAUGUGACCAUGGACCACAAAACCAGUCAUAAUUAGCACGGGUGUAUUUGUAGCAAUAGCCAACAAUACAUUGUAUGGAUCAAAAUUAUUAGGAUAUUAAGUAGAUAUUAGAUAUUUUGUCAAUUUCCUACCAUAAAUAUAUCAAAAUGUUAAUUUUUGAUUAGUAAUAUGCAUUGCUAAGAACUUAAUUUGGGCAAAUUUAAAGGUGAUUUUCUCAAUAUUUAAAUUUUUUUGCACCCUCAGAUUCCAGAUUUUCAAAUAGUUGUAUUUCGGCCAAAUAUUGUCCUAUCCUAACAAACCAUAUAUCAAUGGAAAGCUUAUUUAUUCAGUUUUUCAGAUAUAUAAAUUUAAAAAAAUGAACCCUUAUGACUGGUUUUGUGGUCCAGUGUCACCUAUUAAUAUUGUAAACAUACACUUCCGUUCAAAAGUUUGGGGUCAGUACUUUUUUUAUUUAUUUAUUUAUUUUGAAUACUUUUAUUAAUCAAGAGCACAUUAAAUUGAUCAUAACUAACAGUAAAGACAUAAAAAAAUCUUGAAAAUCUUUGUUUUCACAAAAAUAUUAAUCAGCACAACUGUUUUUUAACACUGAUAAUUGUGAGAAAUGUUUCUUGAGCAGCAAAUCAGCAUAUUAGAAUGAUUUGUGAAGGAUCAUGUGACACUAAAGACUGGAGUAAUGAUGCUAAAUAUUAAGCUUUGCAUCACAAGUAUAAUAAAGUACAUUAAAAUAGCAAACACAUAUUUUAAAUUGUAAUGAAAUUCCACAGUAUUAAUGUUUUUACUGUAUUUUUGAUCAAACAGAUGUAGCCUCAGUGAGCAAAAAGCCCUAAAAGUUUUUACCGACCCCAAACAUUUGAACAGGAACCGGUUUUGACAUAGUUUAUGUAAUGAUGUCAUUUUGCAUCAUGAAAUACGUUGGCAUAAACUCAUGAAAUGAUACCAGCGAAAAGACCAGCGAUUCAGAUCCUGGUCAAAAAUCAGGUGUGACCAACACAGUCCAAAGUUGAAAAAUGAUGUUAUCGACAUCAAGGGCAAAUCCUUAUCCUGAAGCGUUACAUUACCGAUAAACAGAGCAAAUUAUCUAAUGGGAAAUGAGCCAAACCUCUCUUAGUCAGCAGUUUAAACAUAGGAAUCCCAAUGGGAAAACAGCACUUAUUUUAACUGUUGAAUUACAGUAUAAUACUAUGAAGCACUUGCAAAGACUGACGUAUGUGAAUAUUCAAGACUGAAAUUACAGAGUAACUGAGUUUCUAGAAAAAGUUUUUUAAUCGUUAUAUUUGUUUUAUGAGAGGUUAGUUAGUAUAAAGUUAAUUAUCCUCAUGUUGAUGAUAACAUCCGAGCGGCACAACUGUGUUGUCAGUUAUCUCAAAGAUAUAUACCGUUUUUCCUGACCUGUCUCUAUACGACACCAUAAAAUGGUAGGUAAUCCAUAUUGGAUAUUGAUAACAGGAGCUGUCUUGGCAAAAAAAAAAAAUACAGUUCAGUUAUAAACUGUAUAUUACAGAACAGCCUUAAGCUUAAUAAAAAAAACUAACGUCAGAGUUAAGCUCCCGACUUCGUAUAGAAAAUUCCGUCCGCUCAGAAAGCAUUCCUAUUGCUAAGUCACAAAAGGUGCCACUGCCGGUGUUGGUAACCCUGAUUAAGAUGUAUAUAGAAUGCAAAUAUUUCGACACAGACACUUUGGGUAAGGAGAAUCCUGGUGUACUGAAACCAGUUCAAAAAUCAAAA